AUGAAGCCGAGUCAAGUCUUAGCCUGGGUGGUUGGAGCCCUGGGUGUCCAUGCAGCCCAUGCCGCAUCCAUUAGGGGACCCAACCAAGCAGUGCGCGCGGGGAGAUUCGAAAGUCGCCAGUCGGAAUCCGGUACAUGCAGCCCGGAUGAUGCUACAUACAGUACGGAAACCAUGCCAGAGGGGACAUACACGGACUGGGGUGCCCUCGGCCUCGAUAAUCUGACUUCUGGCCGGCAAUUCGUGACAAUCGUCAACCUUACACCCCACCGGUUCAAGCUUGAUAGCACUCACUCCUAUCAGAUGGAUACAUUUGACUGGGGGGACAUCCCGUCAGGCCGUUCGCGACAGAAUAUUGCCCACUAUACCGAGCGUGCCGGAGCAAACCAGGUGGAUACAAACGGCGAGGCAUAUUACUCGAUUGAGGGCACUGAUAAGAAAUUCGUCAUUCGUGCAACAACACAUGUACCUGAUCGCCACCCUCGUCGCACAGUGAUUGACCUCAGUGGCUUGUCCCUAGGCCAGCGCGAAUAUCUCGACCCUAGACCGGAUGUACCGGUUACUUUGGUGAUUACUGGUAGUGACAGUCAUGGGUUCAUGGCUUCUCUCAAUCAUGGUACCGGCAACUGGAUGAAACAAAUCUACGAUGUCAUCAAAGACAGGCCGCUUCAGCAUAUUAUCAUGCCUGGUACGCACGAUGCUGGCAUGAGCACCAUUAGUGACCAGAUAGUUUCCAUAGGCAGCGAAGCCAACACUCAAACCCAGGCGCUGAACAUUUAUGAUCAACUCCGCGUAGGUGCGCGAUGGUUUGACAUGCGGAUUCUGAGUGUCCAUCAGUCUAACACCGAUGAUUAUGCAUUCUGGGUAGCCCAUGUCAACGACGAGACGGCUGAUGUUCCUAUUGGAAACACCGGCGAAAGUCUGGGCGAUGUCGUCGAUGAAAUCAACAAGUUCACUUCGGAAAAUCCCGGCGAGAUCAUAUUUGUAAAGCUCAGAUAUCUCAUCGGCAUCCGAAGAGUACCCGGUGGCGCUAUCAAAUGGGACAAUGACAUUGUGGACAACUUCUUCAGCGAACUCAAGAAGGUCAACAAUCGUUGUGGUAACCUUGACACCAACACCGAAUUCCAGAGACAGAAGGCAUCGUACUUUAUGGACCAGAACAACGGCGCGGGUUGCGUUGUUUUUCUGCUGAAUGGAGACAAUAUACCAGAUGAAGUUACGAGCUCAUCGAUUUCCGACGGUCUAUAUCCAGCCUCGCAGAUGGCAGUUAACGACCACUGGUCCGAUCUGUCCACCACAAAGCCAGUGGCCGAGGACCAAAUCUCCGUAUGGUCAGGGAUAAAUCGUGUUGAGCCGUUUACCGACGAUGAAUUCCUCAUCAGCCAGUGGCUUGUAUCCGCGGAUGCCCUCCAAACAACCGCUCUGACAAUCCAAAACAUUGCCAUCAUGCCCACUAAUCCAGCCCUCUACUGGGCGGGCGUCAAUGCUAUCAGCCCCACCAAGUGGCCGAAUGUGCUACUGGUCGACUACAUUGGUGUUGUCGUCACGGAUCAGCAUUCUUGGAACCAGCUCAGCGCUGAACUGUACACCCUAGCUAUCGGCCUGAACCUCUACAUGCUGAGUGAGAACUGUGAUGUGAGCGACCAACGAUCUGUCCUUCUUCCAGCUGCGGAAAGUGCCAGAAAGAAUGCGAUCCAGAGGGUCUCCGGGUCUUGGAAUGGCAUCAUAUAUGCCAAUGGGACAGUUGUCGAUAACCCGCCGCGCAAUUUGCAUCUAGGACGCGUGGAGAUUCUCAGGAACGGUACGGUUUUCAAUAACGGCACAGUUCUUGAGAAGGACAUGCAAAAUCCGUAUUAA
This is a messenger RNA of Aspergillus versicolor CBS 583.65, 1854 nucleotides long. RefSeq names its product phosphatidylinositol-specific phospholipase C domain-containing protein. Gene Ontology annotation, molecular function: phosphoric diester hydrolase activity. NCBI's taxonomy places the organism in Eukaryota, Fungi, Ascomycota, Eurotiomycetes, Eurotiales, Aspergillaceae. The coding region runs from base 1 to 1854 and encodes 617 amino acids. Gene Ontology annotation, biological process: lipid metabolic process. The transcript has a single exon. The record is from RefSeq and is a predicted model, not a curated record.